Molecule: messenger RNA, 1590 nt
Organism: Spirodela intermedia
Lineage: Eukaryota; Viridiplantae; Streptophyta; Magnoliopsida; Alismatales; Araceae
Source: the annotation of a GenBank genome assembly
AUGGCGGAUACGACCCCCCUCCUUCCUUCCUACACUCCCAAUCCCUCAGACUUCCCUGGGGAGACGAACAAGAAAAGCUCCUGUACCAGCGUCGACGACGUUAUCGAGCGCUGCCUGGGCAGGAUCGGCGCCGCCCAGCUCUUCCAGGCCUUCUUCGUCUCCUUCGCUUGGGUAUUCGACGCCCAGCAAACCUUCAUCAACGUCUUCACCGACGCGCCGCCGCCGUGGCAUUGCACUGGCGGCGCCAAUUGCUCCUCCCUCCCCUCUCCCUGCGGCCUUCCCGCUGGCGCGAGCUGGGCAUGGGACCGGCCUCCGCACACGUCGAUCAUCUCCGAGUGGUCACUACAGUGCGCCAGCUCCGCCGUAACGGGCCUCCCUGCGUCGUCCUACUUCAUGGGUUGCCUCCUCGGUGGGCUCGUUCUCGCCACUCUCGCGGACUCCACCCUCGGCAGGAAGAACAUGCUUUUCCUCUCCUGCCUCGCCAUGGCCCUUUCGGGGAUUCUCACGGCGGCGUCCCCAAACGUCUGGGUUUACUCUGGGCUGAGAUUCGCUGCAGGAUUCAGCCGCGCCACCAUCGGCACAAGCGCCCUCGUCUUGUCGACGGAGCUGGUCGGGAAGAGCUCCCGCGGGGAGGUGGGCAUCAUCGGGUUCUUCUGCUUCACUCUCGGCUUCCUCUCCCUCCCCGUCACGGCCUACCUGAACAGGAACUCUUCCUGGAGAGCGCUCUAUCUGUGGACCUCGGGUCCGGCUCUUCUCUACUCCAUCCUCGUCUACUUCCUGGUUCGCGAGUCGCCCAGGUGGCUGCUCGUGCGGGGCCGGAAGGAGGAAGCCAUCAAGACCAUCAGGGACAUCGCCGCCCCCAACCGCAGUGACGUUCUGGCCUACAGCUUCUCGGGUUUCAACAUCGGGGGAGAGGAAUGGGCGAGCAACACCGACGUCUACUCCGCGCUGAGGCUGCUGCUGAGGAAGAGGUGGGCGCUGCAGCGCCUGGCCGCGGUGAUGGCGGCGGGUUUCGGCAUCGGCAUGGUGUACUACGGCAUGCCGCUGGCGCUGGGGGCGCUGGGCCGCAGCCUCUACUUCAGCGUGUCCUUGAACGCGCUCUCAGAGCUGCCCUCGUCGCUCAUCACCUUCUUCCUCGUCGGGAGGAUCAACAGGCGAAGCUCCGUGCUGGGCUUCACGCUGGCCAGCGGCGCCUGCAGCGUGGCCUGCGUCUUCCUCCGCGGGGGCGUGAAGAUGGGGGUGGAGGUGGUGUCCUUCUUCUGCGCCUGCACAGCGUUCAACGUGGUGCUCAUCUACGGACUGGAGUUGUUCCCGACGUGCGUAAGGAACUCGGCGCUCUCGAUGGUGCGGCAGGCGCUGGUGCUCGGCGGCGUCUUCGCGCCGCAGCUGGUGGCCGCUGCCCGGGGGAGCGGCGCCGGGUUCGCUUCCUUCGGCGUGUUCGGUCUGGUCAUAUCGUUCUGCGGCCUCUUCGUCGUGUUCCUGCCGGAGACGAGGGGGGGCGGCAUCUCCGACACCUUCGAGGAGGAAGAGUACAGGGAGAGAACCCCGGCCGUCGCCGGAGGCGGGGAGAGUGAGGAUCCGUUAGUGUGA